Molecule: messenger RNA, 1479 nt
Organism: Charadrius vociferus (killdeer)
Lineage: Eukaryota; Metazoa; Chordata; Aves; Charadriiformes; Charadriidae
Gene: DCK
Product: deoxycytidine kinase
Exons: 9
Coding region: 1-1116 (371 amino acids)
Cellular component (GO): cytoplasm; mitochondrion
Molecular function (GO): deoxycytidine kinase activity
Source: RefSeq, a predicted model, not a curated record
AUGUCUUUGCAGCUGCAGGAUUGUUCGGAACUGAGCGUCCUUCACACCUCAUCUGGACAUGGCUACGGAAGCCUGGUUUGGGAGCCAGAGGACGGCAGUGCAGCGGUGGAGGGCUCUCUCAGUUCAGGGCUCAGUAACACAGACGACUGUCGUCUCCUCAGAGUUACAGGAGCGGUCAGCAUCUACCUGACUAUGCAAAAGCAGCUUAACUCCCAAGCAGACACAAUAGCAAUAAAACACCCUGCUACCCUUUUCAUUUCCGUGUUUGGUGACCUGACUGUACCCAGUAGGGAUGGAGCCAGGUGCGGGAUUCCCGCUACCACCUUCGCCUCCGGGGACCCACCGACGUCUGCGGCGCUGCCGUCCGCUUCCGAUGCCCUCCGCCUGCCCUCCUCCGCCGUCUCCCCUCGUGCUGCAGGGAAAUCGACAUUUGUGAAUAUUCUCAAACAAGCUGAUGAGGAAUGGGAAGUUGUUCCUGAGCCUGUAGCUAGAUGGUGCAACGUUCAGCAAAACCCUGAAGAGGAUUGCGAGGAGCUGACUGCGUCGCAGAAGAGUGGUGGAAAUGUGCUUCGGAUGAUGUAUGAGAAGCCAGAGAGGUGGUCUUUCACUUUCCAGACAUACGCGUGUCUCAGCAGGAUCCGGGCUCAGCUCAGAUCCCUUGAUGGCAAACUCAGAGAGGCAGAGAAUCCUGUGGUCUUCUUCGAGCGAUCUGUCUACAGUGACAGAUAUAUCUUUGCAGCUAAUUUAUACGAGUCGGAUUGCAUGAAUGAAACUGAAUGGACCAUUUACCAAGACUGGCACGACUGGAUGAAUAAGCAGUUUGGUCAAAGCCUGGCGCUGGAUGGGAUCAUUUAUCUCAGAGCCACUCCUGAGAAAUGCUUGAAUAGGAUUUACUUACGUGGAAGAGACGAAGAGCAAGAAAUUCCCAUUGAAUAUCUGGAGAAGCUUCACUACAAACACGAAAGUUGGCUUCAGCAUAGGACACUGCGAACGGAUUUUGAAUAUCUACAGGAAAUACCUAUAUUAACAUUGGAUGUUAACGAAGACUUCAAAGGCAAAAAGGACAGACAUGAUCACAUGACUGAAAAGGUCAAAGAAUUUUUGAGCACCUUAUAAUCCUCUUUGAAGCGCGGGCAGAGUCAAACUGUUCCGAACAUCUGUGCGAUCAAAGUCUGAAGUACAGCUUCUGCUUUUAUAGAAGGCCUCUGGAGAGGCAGGACUCAAUCCUGUUGAUUUAAUUGUAAGGAACAAAGAAACGUUAUGAAUAGGGAAAUUAUUAAAUAAAUGAGUAGGUCUGUUGGGUAUUAUAUUAAGUAACACAAAUUCUGAAGAUUCUAGAAUUCUGAGAGUUCCCAAAUGUUGCGCCUGUUUCUAAUCAGACCAAUAAGUUCUUCUGGAGUAUUUUACUGUAUUUUUUUUUUUUUUAAUUUAUUUUGUGCCCAGUAGCUAUUUAAUUUUCAAGAAGGUAGUGGGUUUUUU